Molecule: messenger RNA, 4033 nt
Organism: Mobula hypostoma (lesser devil ray)
Lineage: Eukaryota; Metazoa; Chordata; Chondrichthyes; Myliobatiformes; Myliobatidae
Product: endonuclease/exonuclease/phosphatase family domain-containing protein 1-like
Exons: 7
Coding region: 214-1638 (474 amino acids)
Cellular component (GO): plasma membrane
Source: RefSeq, a predicted model, not a curated record
CUCUCUGUGUGAGCCUGCCCAAACAAAUAGAGAUAUCCACAGAGCUUGUAAGGCUUGAUAUCUGGUUUAUCAACCUUGCAAAAGAGUAUUUAUACAAAUGUGUCAGUGUGUGCACACAAUAUAGAUCCUUCCUGUAAGUGUCUGGAACCAGAACCUGUGCUCAGGAGGCCAAGAAAACAACUUUCUUUCACCAACGCGAUUCAGGACGAUUGCAUGAUGGGCUACCACCUGAGCUGUCAUCGGCCCCAACGGGAACUGAAAGGGAGGAAGCCACUGAAGGGGCAACCAAUCACACCCCCUGACAGCCUGCACAGCAACCAGGUCAACGUAAACACAGCAGCUGAGGAAGAGCUGAUGACCCUGCCGGGCAUCAACCGGACACUGGCACACAAUGUAGUGCUAUACCGUGACAGGAUUGGGGGCUUCCGCAAGAUUGAGGAUGUGGCACUGGUGACGGGAGUCGGGGCCACCAGGCUGCAGCAGAUAAGGUCCGAGAUCUGUGUGGGGGACAUGGUGCCGCAGCAGUCAGACAUCAAGGUUGACCUGGGGACCACCAGGCCACAGAUAAGACCUCCAUUUAGUGCAGAAGACCGAGAGCGCUCCCGCUCCAUGGGCAAUCUCAACCUUCUCUCCUGUGACCAGCUGAACAUCAACCUCGCCUCAGAGGAGCAGCUCACUGACUUGCUUGGGGUCUCCAAAGAGCUGGCCCACCGAAUCGUCCGCAACCGGCCAUACCGACACGCUGAUGACCUGUUGCGGGUAACCGGAAGCAACGCCUUCUCCUUGACUCCUAUCAACUCCAGGCUCAGUGCUGCCCUCCUGAAGCCCGUCUCCGUAUCUACCUCCACCUCCACGCAGCCGUGCAGUGCCCUACCUUCCUUCUGCAGUCUGCAGGACCUGAGACUGAACUCUGGCCUCUGUCCUCGCACCCCUUCACGGUGCUCCCCACAGGCAGCUUUCACCAGUUGCUUUGAUGGCAGGAAGGUGAUUCGUAUUGGCACUUGGAACCUGCAGGGGCUCAACUUGGACAAGGUCAACAACCCAGGCGUGAGAGAAGUCAUCUGCAUGACCCUACUAGAGCAUGGGAUCAAACUAUUGGCCAUUCAGGAAGUGCUGCAUGAAGAUGCCUUAGAUAAGCUCUGUCUGGAGUUCGAGAAGCCCACCAUAACUGCGCUGCAGGAAUGGAAAGCCAGCCGGGGCAGUUGGAAAUAUGUGGUGUUGGAAAACCCACCUGGAGAAGAAGAAAAGGAGGUAGAGCGUGUGGCCUUUUUCUGGGACAGCAGCAUAGGCCUUGAGCUACAUCAGGCAGUCAGCCUAGAGGUGCUGUUUGAGCAGAACAAUGGGUAUCAGCCGUACAAUCACCCUGUGCUGGCAUACUUCAAGAUGGGAGAGCUCCCACUCAACCUCAUCAAUGUCCAUCUCAGGGCAAGCCGGUAUCCUGGACUCGUGACAGAUGACAGCAACAAAGCCCUGGACAUGGAUGCCCUCCAGCCACACAUAACAGACAUCCACGAAACAGAAGAAAACCCCCAAAGAAUGAAUGACAGAAAAAAUGUAAGAAGCCCAAAGCCUCCUGCUUCCCCCUAUCAUGCACCAGCAGCAAAGCAUCAACCCUCCUCUGUUCCCACUUAUUCCUGAAGAGAGCACCAGUGCUCAGCACCCACCAAGCAAGCAAUUGCAAAGCCUCCAAAGGGAGAUCAUGAUCUGCAGUCCAACAAAAAUUACUGUUCACCCAACAGUUCGAUGAGAGGGAGAGGGAGAGGGAGACAGAUAUCCCACAUACCACAUUGGGAUUUAUUUUCUUGCAAAAAAUAAAGAAAUACAAUAGAUUUAUGAAAAACUAUACAUACCAAAGACUGAUACACAACCAAUGAGCAAAAGAAGCAAAUGGUUCAAAUAAAAAAUAAAUAAUACUGAGCACACAAAUUGUAAGUCAAGUCAAGUUUAUUGUCAUUUAACUAUAUACGUGCAUAUAAUGUAUAUAACUGUCAUAAGGGGGGUGCUGGUAGCAGACCCAAAUGCAAGACACAGACACUGAAGUAGUAGGAACAGGACUAGAUUUGUCAAGCAAGCAAGGGAAGUGAGGAAGAAACAACGCUGGACAAGACACAGGCCCUGGAUGAGGCUAGGAUACAGGGACUGGGCUAGGACUAGACUAGGAAAGCAGAACCUGGACGAGGAACUAGGAACUUGGAACCUGGACAAGGACUCUGAGCCAGAGACUGGAUAGGGGCCUGGACCCUGAGGACAAGACAUGGCAACAGGACAAGGAGUGGAAACAGGACUGGACGUGAGACUCCUGGACAGGACGAGGGAACCCCAGCACUGGGCUGGGAGAGGUACUCCUGGGCUGGGCGAGGCACAUGGACAGGACAACAACACAAAGCCUUGCCUUGGUCGAGGGAGAACAGGAACAUGGAACACAGAGCCAGGACCCCUCCUUGGGAACAGGGCUUGGGGCCGGGGCUCUACACAGAGUCAGGACUCCUCCUAGGGAGCAGGACGUAGGACUAGGACUCAUACACAGAACACUGAGAGACAGAUCUCAACUCAAGGUAGCGGCAAACGGCCAGACCUACCCAGUGGAGGUGAGGGCACAAAGGUAGCCGCAAACGGCCGGACAUACCUAGCGAAAGCGUGGGCACAGAGACAGUUCCCAACUCAAGGUAGUGGCAAACGGCUAGAUCUACCUAGCGAAGGCAAGGACACAAAGAGAAUUCCAAACAACGACAGACUGUUCCUCAUCUUGACACAGCAAGGCCCUGGUCUUCUCCAGCAGUUGAACUUGAUGGCGUUAUGGGCAAGGAUGCAGGCAAGUUUGCAGACAAGGCUGCAGGCAGGGCUUCGAAGGAAGGAGAAGGGGAGGGAACAGUCCAGCAACUGAAGCUGAACCCAAGAGCUGUUUACGUAGCCAGCCCAAAAUGAGAAAUCAUGUGCCUCAAUUAAGGCACACAACAGGACAAGGGAAGACCAGAAAACCUGGAAUAAGGGUCGAUGGAUCCAACCGUGAACUGGAAUGCAGACUUCACGGACCGGACCAUGAUAAUAACUAUUUAAUGCAUAUAGAAAAGAGACAACGUUUCUCCAAACCAGGGUGUAAAGAACAGUAGUACACAUAACACUCCAUACUUAUGAAGGUGAAGAUGGAAUCUACAAAUGAAUCACACAUAAAUAACAUUAAUAUUAAAUACUGUAAAUUAUGGAACAGAUUAACCAGUGACACUUCAAAUACAAUGCAGUCAGGAGUUCAGAAGCCUAAUGGCCUGGGGGAAGAAACUGCUUCUCAUCCUGACCAUUCUUGUUUUUAUGCAUCGUAGUCUCCUGCCUGAUGGCAGAAAGACAAAGAAGAUUCUGGAUGGAUGGGUAGGAUCCUUAAUAAUACUAAGGGCCCUGCGUAUGCACCACUCCUGAUAAGUCUCCCCGAAGGAUGGUAGAGAGAUCUCUAUGAUCCUCUCAGCUGUUCUCACAGUCCUUUGUAGGGACUUCUAGUCCAAUGCUCGACUGUUCCCAUACCAGAUGGAGAUGCAACUUGUCAGGAUGAUCUCAGUGGUACUUCUAUAAAACGUAGUUAAGAUGGGUGGUAGGAGGGGAGGUGCGGGGAAGCAUUGCUUGCCUGAAUCUUCUUAGGAAGUGGAGGCGCUGUUAUGCCUUGCUCAGGGAGGUGAUAUUAAGGAACCAGGUAAGGUAAUCCGUGAUGUGAACUCCCAGGAACAGUGCACUUAACUCUCCCUAUGGAGCAGCCAUGUGGUGGAGGGGGUGUCGUGUUUUGCCUGCACCUUCCUGAAGUCCACAGUCAUUUCCAAGUCCUUGAAAGCGAGUCUGUAGGUUGUGGAGUCAGUUCAGAGUUUGAAGUAAAUGAAGUUAUCCACGCUGGUUCUGGAGCCUGAUCAGCAAAUGUCAUAAUUUCCAAAAUGUUGUCCAGCCAGAGCUACGAUAUCAAUCAAAGAACUUUGAAGGUCAUUUUGAGGUUUCAUUAAAGUGAGGCUUAGAUCAGUUCUCCUUAUUGAGUUCCAUUAUCUAAGUGAACAAUAUU